This is a messenger RNA of Girardinichthys multiradiatus, 1381 nucleotides long. RefSeq names its product eukaryotic translation initiation factor 5B-like. The record is from RefSeq and is a predicted model, not a curated record. The transcript is spliced from 4 exons. The coding region runs from base 122 to 1381 and encodes 419 amino acids. NCBI's taxonomy places the organism in Eukaryota, Metazoa, Chordata, Actinopteri, Cyprinodontiformes, Goodeidae.
CGCCCCCUCUUCCCAAACACGUGGAUCUCUUCGAGUUUUUCAGUCUUUGUUCCCUGUUCGUCAGCAGCCCAGAAGCGGGAGUGUUGAUAAAGCUGUAAGAGAGCUGCAGCAGCAGCAGUUGAUGAACUCUGGAAAGAAGUCCAGCAGCUUGAGGAACAUCUGGUCAAAGAAACUGGAGGGAAGCAGGAGCUCAAACAGCGGCAGGACGCAGCAGAGGAAGAGACACCAGAUGAUGGAUGAUGUUUUCCAGCCCAGAUUAGUGCUGCCAGCAGAUGUUAAAGAAGAGGCUCCUGAAGAACAGAGUCCUGAUGUGGAUCAGCAGGAGCCAGAGCUCCUCCAGAUAAAGGAGGAACAGGAUGAACUCUGGACCAGUCAGGAAGGAGAGCAGCUCACUGUGAAGGAGGAGACUGAUACCAGGUUUCCAUUAACUGCAGCUCCUAUCAAGAAUUUUAAAAAAGAGGCUCCUGAAGAACAGAGUCCUGAUAUGGACCAGCAGGAGCUGGAGCUCCUCCACAUAAAGGAGGAAAGUGAAAGAAUCUGGGCCAGCCAGGAUGGAGAACAACUGAAUGUGAAGGAGGAGACUGAUUAUACCAGGUUUCCAGUAACUGUUGUUCAUAUGAAGAGUGAAGAGGAUGAAGAGAAACCUCUGUUCUCUCAGCUUCAUCAACACCAGACAGACGACAGAGAUCUUCCAAUCAGCAGCUCAACUGACCAGAUAAAAGCAGAAAUUAAAGUAGAGGACUGUGGAACAUCAGAAACCAGCAUAAACCCAGAUCUAAAUACUCAUGGAGGCUUUUCCAACUAUUCACUGACUAAAGACAGUGAAGAUGAUGAAGAGGAUGUGAAGCAUCAUGAAUCUGAGCUUAAACACUUGUCAGACUCUGAAACUGAAGACAGUGAGGAUGAUGAAGAGGAUGAUGAUGUGAAGCAUCAUGACUCUGAGCUUAAACGCUUGUCAGUCUCUGAAACUGAAGACAGUGAGGAGGACUGGAAGGAGAGCAGGACUCCAGGAUCAGGUAGAAACGCUGUCAACAAAUCUUUGAGCUGCUCUGAGUGUGGGGGAAAAUUUGCUAACAGACGCUCUCUUCAGAGUCACAUGACAUGUCAUCCAAGAUUAAUGUCUUCAGAUUGUUCCGGUAAUGAGACUUGUUUCAGAGAAAAGAAAAUUAUAGAUUCACUGACAAAUGUCCAGAAAGGUAGUAAAACGUUUAAUUGUGGUGAGUGUGGUCAAGGCAAAAGUCAUCGGACCAGGAUGGGAGCAGGAGUCAUGAAGGUCAAAAAACAGGCAAAAGUCAUAACACAGGGAGCCAGCUGGGGGCUGUUUACGACUCUGUCUACGGAGGCCAGGAGACGGCACCGAAAAGUCACGGUGACCGUGUAA